AUGGCGAGCACUCCGCCAGCUUCGCCUAUUCACCAGCGGCCCUCGUCCACCAUUGUCAAGCCUUCGCGGAGCAGCAGCAGACUGAGCAUGAGCAGCAAAACGGGACUCGGCAGCCGUGCCUCAGAUGAGGACGCGCGCACUGCGGUCCGUGUCGCUGUCCGUAUCCGACCGCCUCUGGAGCCAUCAGAUCCCGGCUACGACUUGAUACCGCAACGCUUCCAGCGUUCCAUGGUUCAGACCUCCUCAGACACAAACCUAUCCAUAGACUCGCCACAAGGCCGCAAACUCUUCGUUUUCGACCGCGUCUUCGGCCCCGACAUCGAGCAGGAGGGCAUAUGGGACUACCUUGCCGACUCGGUUAGCGCCUUUGCCCAGGGUUACAAUGUGUCGCUGCUCGCCUACGGCCAGUCUGGCGCCGGAAAGUCAUACACAAUGGGCACAUCUGGCCCCCUCGAUCAGCAGGAUGACAAGAUGAUGGGUGUCAUCCCCCGCGCUGCAACUGCACUCUUCGCAAAGCUCGAAUCUUUAUACGGCAGAAAAGACGUCUCACUAGCCUCCAAUCGCAACAGCCAAUUUCUAACCCAACUCAAAAACCCACGUGGUUACGCCCAGCAAAACCCUCUUGGUGACCGCAACUGGUCACUGAAAGCCACCUACGUGGAAAUCUACAACGAGCAACUUCGAGAUCUCCUUACCCCCGAAACGACCCCGCUGGGCGAACGCACCAAUGUCGCUAUCCGGGAAGACACCAAAGGCAACAUCCUCGUCACUGGCCUCCACCAGGUCCAAAUCGAGUCCGCCGAGGACCUGAUGAACGCCCUCGCUCUGGGCUCGACUAUUCGCCAAACCGACGCCACCGCAAUCAAUGCCAAGUCCUCUCGCUCUCAUGCCGUCUUCUCACUAAAUUUGGUGCAAAGACGCAGCAAGACACAGACCAGUGCCGCCGAGAAGCGUUUCUCCGUCCCCAUCGAGGCCAUGACAGGACAGGAAGUUUCCAUCACCACAGACAGCAAACUGCAUUUCGUCGAUCUUGCCGGUAGUGAGAGACUGAAGAAUACCGGUGCACAGGGCGAUAGAGCCAAGGAAGGAAUUUCCAUCAAUGCCGGUUUGGCCUCGCUCGGCAAAGUCAUCAGCCAGCUAUCCUCCCGCCAACAUGGUUCACACGUGUCGUAUCGCGAUUCCAAGCUCACCCGUCUUCUUCAAGAUUCGCUUGGUGGCAAUGCAAUCACCUACAUGAUUGCCUGCGUCACCCCAGCCGAAUUUCACCUCAGCGAGACCCUCAACACUGUCCAGUACGCGCAGCGCGCCCGCGCUAUUCAGUCCAAGCCCCGCAUUCAGCAAGUCGAAGAGGGCGACAAGCAAGCCGUCAUCGAUCGCCUCAAGGCCGAAAACUCGGGCGCCGGCACCGCCGAACGCUCAGAACGUGACAAGGAGCGCGAAGCCGAAAUGCAGAACCAGCUUCUCGACAUGCAAGAAAACUACAGCGCCCUCAGCCAGCGCCACGCGCGUCUCAUUGCUGAGAUGGCUAGAGCCGGCGACAAGGAGUCUGCCGAUAAGGAGGGCUCAGAAUCCACGCAAGUUAACAGCGCCACCGACAGACUGAACCGAUCCAAUUCUUUUGCCCAAGCUGUUGAGCAGGUUGUUCUGGAGUACGAAAAGACCAUUGAAUCCCUCGAGCAAUCCCUUUCCAGUACCCGAAGCACCUUGUCCACCACCGAGACUUCGCUGCUAGAGAGAGAGACGAAGCUGGCCUACAUCGACACCAUAAACACACAGCUCCAGGCCCGAGUCCAAAAGCUCAUGGACCGCGAAGCCAACACGGAGUCUUACCUCCACGACCUCGAAUCUAAACUCGACGGCCAUAGCAACGGUGACGAAAAGAAUGCCUCCGUCAUUACAGAGUUGCGCAAGGAAAUUGCACGCGCUCGCGAAAAUGAAGCCUCUUGUGAAGACUACAUUUCCACUCUGGAGGAGCGUCUGGCCGAGGCCGAUCAGGAUGGUGAGCUGAUGCAACGCGAGAUUGAUCGGCUCGAGCAAAUCGUCGAGCGCCAGCGCAGCCUAGGCAAGCUUGACUCGCUACUGUACGAGCUCGAUCACGUCGACCAGGCGAAGCAACCCGAACUCAACGGCACCCAGGAAUCCGCACGCCGUGGUUCUGCUGACCACUCUCGCAAAUUGGCUCAUCUUCGUACCCAAAGUCAGAUUAAUGAGACGAUUCACGAGGACGACGAGGACGCCGACGCUGAAGCGGCUGGUUCGCGCGCCAGUACCGUCAGAGAAGAAGUCUACGAGGACUCUGUCGAACACGUCAGCCGCGACAUCAAGCCAACCGAAACUCACAACGUUGAUGGUCUCGCCCAGGUUGCACAAACCCCGGCCCAGACCAAGCAUGUCGCAGAUAAACUUGAGAGUGUCACACAGGAGCUGGUUGGCCUCCGCGUCGAACACGAGUCUACCGUCAAUGACUAUGAUGCCCUCCAAGCCAAGUACGAAGAAGCUGUGCAAAAAAUGGCUACUCUCCAGGAUGCCGUCGACGAAGCCCGCCAUGUCCACCAAGUCCACAACGUCCGCGACUCUAUCAUCUCGGAAGCCUCAUCCAACCAGCGAGCGGACUCGUUCCGCUCUUCUGGCGAGUCCCAGCUGGCGAAGGAGGGUCCUCGCUCCUCUGCGUCACGCUCUCUAUCAUCUGAGCUUUCGUCUGCCAUGGAGUCGGCCGAUACCGCAGACACCUCGGCGCACGAAGACAUGGCCGAAGACGACGACACGGCCACAACCAGGCCUGACGCCGCUAGCGACGACGUGACGCAAAGUGAUUUGACUGCCGAAUUAACCCAGGAGCUUGAGCGCCUCAAGCAGCUGGCCGAUGAUAGAGAGGAGGCUGCCAAGGAACUCGCAACCAAGUAUGCGCAGCUUCAGUCCACCCAUAGCGAUACCUUGGACGCCGUCGAGGAGCUCAAGACCGAUCUGUCCAAGGCACGUGCCGUCGAGGCCACAUCGCCACGCACCUCAAGCCCCGUCAUUCGUCGCAAAUCCAGCCAGAACCUCUUAAUCAUUGACAGAGCUCACCGCUCCUUUGCCUCUCUGCGUAACAUUGCCAGCGAAAACUUUGAGACGCGCCCAGAAGUCAUGCAGAACUUUGAGCUCAACCUCAACGCCGCCAUGCACGAACUUCACACCCGCAGCGAGCGCAUUCAAGAGCUUGAAGCUUCCGUCGCGUCAACAAAGAAGGAAAUGGAGACUAAAAUGACCAUCAUCUCUGGCCUGACUCGUGAGCGCACCAGCUUGAAGGCUAGUCCCAUGGACAUGUCCAUGGUCGCGACCCUGCGACAGAAGCUUGAGCAGAACGAGAAGCAGCUGGCCGAGAUGGGCGAAGCUCACAAGCACCGCGAGCAGACUCUGCUCGCCGAGCUGGAACAGCUGCGAGUUGAGCAUGGCCAGAGCGAAGCCAAGCACAGAGAUGGCGCUGAUAUUGCUGCCGUCGAAAAGGAUACUCAAGUCAGCUCUCUGCAAUCUGAGCUUUCCGCCUGGGAAACGAAGCACAAAGCGGUCCUUGCCUCCACGCAAGCCGCCGAGACGGAGCUCCGCAGCACUAUUCAGCAGCUCGAGACCGAACUCGCCACCGCGACCGCCGACCUCGAAACGGCCAAGGCCACCUCGACGGCCGAUUCCGAUACCAUCGCCGGCAACGAGCGCAAGCACCAAGAUCUCGUCAGUUUUUUGCGCAGUGAGAUUGAUGAGUAUAAGAAGCUCAUUCAUGAGCACUCUGCCAAGGUUGCCGAGCUCGAAAGGGCUCAUACCGCCACCAAGUCUGAGCUGGAGGUCAUAUCAAACUCGCAUAGUACGGUCGCCUCUCACGCCAAACAGCACGAGGAACUCGUGGCUGAGCUGCAAGCUCAAAUCGCCAACUUUGAAGGCACGGCGAAAUCGCACAAGGAGGCUCUCGACGAGCUGUCGACGACGCAUGCCAAGGAAAUUGCCGAGAUGAAGGCCCACGAGCAGAAGGGCUAUGAGGAACAGAUGGAGGUUCUCUUGACCGAGCAUAACGAGUCGACUCGUAAGCUCGAGGCCGAGGCCAAUGAUGCCCGCGAUGAUCUGAUGAAGGUUGCCACGCAAGUCGCUUCUGCCCUAGGUUUAGAGAUUAGCAUCGAGAAGCUUACUGAGCGUAUCGAUGGCCUGAUCAACGAUCAAAAGCUACUCCAGACUGAGCAGGGCAAAUCCGCUGAGAUGCAGCAGCACGUCACCGAGCUCACCACCAUCAACGAGACCAUCAUGAAGGAUCUGGAGGAGGUCAAGGCCAAGCUUGCUGAGCUAUUGGCAGGACCCACCCCUGAGACUGAGGCAGCCACGGAACACGCAUCCGUCAAGGAACAAAUUAUUGCCGUAAAGGGUAAGAUGGAUGACCUGGAGGCUAAGAACAAGAAGCACAGCCGCCUGGUUGAGGAAUUGGAAGAGCAGCUGCAGAACAACUUUGAUGAGGCACAGAUGACGAACAAGCGCCUCAGCUCUAUGCAGACGGAACGGGCCGCGCAACUGGAAGAGGUCAAUGCCGCCAGAGCUAAGCUCCAGGCCGACCUAGACGCGAUCCGCCUCGAGUACAACUCGCUACAGACCAAGUUGAACGAAGGCGAGGCCAACGGCGACGUGCGCCGCUCCAACUCUGGCUCGACCAUCCGCAAGGCUGCUUCGCACAACUCUCUUCCUUCGCCACCCCCUGCGAUUCCUCUGCCACCACUGCCCGGCUCUGCCGCCUCGUCCAUUAACGGUGUGCCUGCAUCGCCCACGAGCGGUCGUCCUCUGAGCAAGGACAAUAUGAACAUUUCACAGAUUACGGAAGAUCAGGAGGCCCGCAUUCGUACCAUUGAGAAGCACCUGUAUGCGGAGCGCCAGCUGACUCAGACUCUAGAGGAGGCUCUGAGCGAUCUAGAGAAGCAAUCCAAGAAGGUCAAGGCCGACUGCGAUGCGUGGAGGAAGCGAGCCUCUGACCUGGAGACUGAAGUCAAGGAGCUCAAGGAGCGCCCGACAGAAUCGGCGCAGGACAACCGGUGGAGCAUGCAGGUUGUGGAGGAGGAACGCAAGAAGCGACAGGCGGCGGAGCUGGCUAGAAAGCAACUGGAGGAGAGGAUGAAUGCCAUCAAGAAGGGCAAGAAGAAGAAGGGAAGCUUGAACUGCUUCUAG
This is a messenger RNA of Akanthomyces muscarius, 5175 nucleotides long. RefSeq lists its product as uncharacterized. Gene Ontology annotation, molecular function: microtubule motor activity; microtubule binding; ATP binding. Lineage: Eukaryota; Fungi; Ascomycota; Sordariomycetes; Hypocreales; Cordycipitaceae. The record is from RefSeq and is a predicted model, not a curated record. The transcript is spliced from 4 exons. The coding region runs from base 1 to 5175 and encodes 1724 amino acids. Gene Ontology annotation, biological process: mitotic spindle organization; microtubule-based movement.